This is a messenger RNA of Dioszegia hungarica, 672 nucleotides long. RefSeq lists its product as uncharacterized. The transcript has 4 exons. The record is from RefSeq and is a predicted model, not a curated record. Lineage: Eukaryota; Fungi; Basidiomycota; Tremellomycetes; Tremellales; Bulleribasidiaceae. Gene Ontology annotation, cellular component: membrane. Bases 1 to 672 code for a protein of 223 amino acids.
AUGUCAUACACCGGCCCGAUCAACCCCUUUCCGAACGCCAAGCACCUCCCCGUCUCGCUCUACGGCUACGUCCCCAACCAAGGCUUCAACGUCUUCGCGGCGGUCGCUUGGGGGCUGGUACUUGCUGCGCAUUGUUGGUGGCUAUACAAGAAGGGGCCGAGGGGGGCUCAGAGUCUGGUCGUUUUCGGAUGCAUCUGGGAACUCAUCGGCUAUUCCAUCCGCGUCGACACCCACUCGGAGCCAUUCUGCGCCGACCUCUUUAUCGCCCAAUACGCCAUGCUUCACCCCGCGCCGGUCUUCUUUGUGAUGGCGCUGGUCAAUGCGAUCGCGUGGGGGAUGGAGGGAACGGACGAUGCGAGUGUGUAUGAUAGGUUCAGGCCGAGGGCGUUUGCUGGGAUUCUCCAAGCUCUCAACAUCAUCUCAAUCACCCUCGUCGCGGUCGGUUCUACGAUGUACGCUGUCGCGCUCGCUCGGAUGGCCACUCCAGAGGCGGUCAAGUUCGACGGAGGAGCUGCGCGGAAAGUGUUGAUUGCAGGUCAUGCACUCCAGGGGGACGAGAAAAGUCUGUCUUCCCGCUUCCUCGCCCUGACGUUCCCGUCUGAUCGGCCUAGUACCGAGCAACCUUUCAUGCUCGUGCUGGUCCUUGCGGUGGAGCCAGGAAGUGACCGUUAG